Penicillium griseofulvum is the source of this 1290-nucleotide messenger RNA. RefSeq names its product protein gprC (gene gprC). The record is from RefSeq and is a predicted model, not a curated record. Gene Ontology annotation, molecular function: G protein-coupled receptor activity. Lineage: Eukaryota; Fungi; Ascomycota; Eurotiomycetes; Eurotiales; Aspergillaceae. Gene Ontology annotation, cellular component: plasma membrane. The transcript has a single exon. Gene Ontology annotation, biological process: adenylate cyclase-activating G protein-coupled receptor signaling pathway. Bases 1 to 1290 code for a protein of 429 amino acids.
AUGGCUUCAUUCAUUCUCAUGGGCUUAAUGCCCAGAAACAACGAACACCCUUUGGCGGGUCGAUUGACCGACUCCGUGGAACUUGAUAUUGAUCCUCUUCCACAAUCGCAUCGGCGAGGUCUAAUAGCAAUCUCCAUCAUGGCCCUGAUGUCUCUCAUUGCAACAUCAGCCCUCCUUGGAUUCAUCACAUAUCGCCUUGUUUUCUGGCGUGGCAGCUAUACACGAUACAUCGGUUACAACCAGUACAUCAUUCUUAUUUACAACCUUGUUUUGGCGGAUUUUAUACAGUCACUUGCAUUCAUUCUUUGUCUACAGUGGAUUUUGACCGACAAAAUCGAGUCCGGUAAUGUCGCAUGCUUCCUCCAAGGGCUGUGGCUGCAAAUUGGAGACCCCAGCAGUGGUCUUUUCGUGUUUGCUAUCGCUAUCCACACGUUCCUUUUAGUCGUCUGGGGACGUAAAAUGUCCUACAAGUUCUUUGUCUGUUUCGUCGUGGGCGUCUGGGUCUUCGUGGUGUUGAUUGUAAUCAUCCCAAUAGGAAUGCACGGCGCCGGCAUCUUCGUGCCUUCCGGAGCCUGGUGCUGGAUCAGCGAGGAUUACGAGACCACCCGUCUAUGGACUCACUAUAUUUGGAUCUUCCUCUCCGAAUUCGGCACAGUCCUUCUCUACGCCGUCAUGUACUUCCAGCUGCGUCGACAGAUUGCGGCUUCUUCCAUCCUCGGAAAUAACCAACUGGCGAGUCUGCAGCGCCUGCGUCGCGUUGUAGGCUACAUGACCAUCUACCCAAUCGUCUACGUCGUCUUGUCGCUACCCCUCGCAGCGGGCCGAAUGGCCACAGCCCACGGCAAUCAGCCCAGCAUUAUCUUCUUCUGCUGUGCCGGCGCCUUCAUCACUAGCUCCGGACUGGUCGAUGUUGUUCUGUACACGCUCACUCGCCGCAACCUGAUCAUCGACUCCGAACCCAGCGGAGACCGCUCCUACAACAAGUUCAGCAGCAGCAAGGGCAAGCGAGGCGAGACCAAUUUAACUACCAUUACCGCCGAUCCAAAGCGCAAACAUGGUGGCACUUUGACUGAUGACCUCGACCGCGACGGUUCAACAGAUAACAUUGUUUCGCCAAGCGCACUCAGCCACGGCCGUGACCAUGAAAUGACACCCAUCGGAAAGGUGUAUCAAGAAACUACCAUCGAGAUCACCCACGAGCCUGCUUAUCCUGACGAGGUGUCCAGCGCGCACUCUAGCAAAGAGGACUUCAGCCCUGAUAGACCGCCUCGGAAAGGAUGGCGACGAUGA